AUGUUUAAGAGUAAGGAGGAAUGGGACAAGUUUAUUUCUUUAUGGAAUUUCUUAAUAGUCUCCUUAACUGAGCUUGAAUACAAUGAACACCUUGCUAGGCUACUUGCGGAUUUUGAUACAUAUCCUGAGGCAGUGCAAUAUGUGUCACAAAGUUGGUUAAUUCCAUAUAAGGUUAAGUUUGUUGUCGUAUGGACAGAUAGUUGUAUGCACUUCGGGAAUGUUACAACCAACAGGGCUGAAAGUGCACAUGCAAAAUUGAAACGGCAACUUGGUUCUAACCACGUAAAUUUUGAGUGUUCUUGGACCAAGAUCCAUAAGAGUAAGCGAGCGAAUGAUGUUGGCAUUGAUGCUUCAGUAUGUGGAUAUGUUGUUCGACAAACACACGGGUUACCGUGUGCCCAUGAGAUUGUGGAUUACAUUCAACAGGGUCAUCUAAUACCACUUGAUAGCAUUAACCCACACUGGAGGACUCUUGAGGUAGUACAAAAGUUAAAGAAUGAUAAAGUGGAAUUGAGUUGUGAACCAAAGUUUGAUCUCAUACUUAAGCGAUUCAAUGCAUCUGAUUACACUAUGCAGUUAGAAAUUCUACAUAAGUUAGAAGAGAUAGUAGAUCCGCAAAGUAGUUUUCUCAUUGAGCCGGAUGUGAAGCCCAACCCUCGAGGUAAGGGACAUAAGAAGAUAGAUGUAUCUACGCGUCGAGACCCAUGUGCAUUUGAGCUAGUUCAGUCUAGACAUGAUAGCCACUCACCUAUGGGCACCCAAAUCCCCACACAAGAUUCUGUCAAAGUAUAUCAGACGCGUACAAAUACGACUUAUUCAUAUGUUGAUGCCCUCCCAGUUGGAUUGAAAUCGUACAUACAUCUUAUCAAGGAUGUAGAUGUCGAUGGCAAUUGUAGGUUUAGGGCUAUUGCUGGGUUGAUGGGGUUUACAGAGGCUGAAUGGGGUCACGUCAUGCGUGAUCUCCUACAGGAAUUGCACAUACACAUAGACCAUUACACUCAUCUAUAUGGUUCACAUGACAAGAUUGAAGAACUGACCCAUAUUCUAUCAUACUUUGAGCCAAAUCCAGGGUAUCACCAUUGGAUGACUAUGCCUAACAUGGGUCAUCUUAUUGCAUCUUAUUAUAGUGUGGUGUUCAUGUUACCGGGUCAUCCAGUUCCACCGAUAGCUACCAAUUGGUGCAAGUUUCAUCAUUCUUGUGCGGCUGGAUGGGGUACUGCAUAUAGUCGCCGAAUUGAGCAUUUUAAAGAAGUUGUUCAUUUAGGGGCAGCUACUAGAGAGACAUUUGAUUGUAUUAACUUUGAUGAGUAA
Camellia sinensis is the source of this 1311-nucleotide messenger RNA. NCBI's taxonomy places the organism in Eukaryota, Viridiplantae, Streptophyta, Magnoliopsida, Ericales, Theaceae. The record is from RefSeq and is a predicted model, not a curated record.